This is a messenger RNA of Alexandromys fortis (reed vole), 8068 nucleotides long. RefSeq names its product SMAD family member 5 (gene Smad5). Gene Ontology annotation, cellular component: heteromeric SMAD protein complex. NCBI's taxonomy places the organism in Eukaryota, Metazoa, Chordata, Mammalia, Rodentia, Cricetidae. The transcript has 7 exons. The record is from RefSeq and is a predicted model, not a curated record. Gene Ontology annotation, biological process: BMP signaling pathway; transforming growth factor beta receptor signaling pathway; SMAD protein signal transduction. The coding region runs from base 1884 to 3281 and encodes 465 amino acids. Gene Ontology annotation, molecular function: I-SMAD binding; DNA-binding transcription factor activity, RNA polymerase II-specific; RNA polymerase II cis-regulatory region sequence-specific DNA binding.
UACACCCUGUGAAGCUUAGGUCAUGUCUCUGUUCUCUGGGAGAGUUCUUUUGGCUGCUGAUCUCUCCAUUCCCCCGUUCUGUGUUAUUAUCUCUCGCAACUGAAGGCCUAGCCUGAGUGCCCCAAACCAUCUGGGAGCCUAGAGUCUGGUUGAUUGGAUCACUGUGCAGAUACACAAUUGAGGAAGUAAAACGUUUGGUUUUAGGGUUAUUCGUGUGACUCUGGAAAGGACUCCAAGCCUCACCAAUUGUCCUUACAAAUAUGCACACGUUUGUUUGUGGAAGGAUUUUUACUAGUGGCUUGAAGGGAAAAGGGUCGCUGGCACACACACAGUAUUCAACAAGAUCCUCUGCAAACAUCAAUUCUGAAUAAAGGGCAUUUCUUUCGCUACGGUUAUAGGUACUUCUGAGAGUUGUAAAUCCAUGCCAGGCUCCAGAAUCCAUGCCUUCCAAGGGCUGGAAACAUUGUAUUUAACAACAAAGAACCAGUAAGCAUGACAGAGAGUCAAGGCACAUGGAGUCCUCCUUCACAGUUUAUGAUGCAGUAAAGAACUUUAAGAUGGAGACCUGAGAUUGCAAACUGAGGGCCAGCAGGCUAAAUCCGGACCAUGGGUGUGUUUUGUUUGGCUUGUGCUGGCGUGAGUCUUCUCAAUGUCAAAGAGAAGGGGAGGGGGUGGAAAGGGACAAAGAGGCUGAGCGGAUAAAUGUGAGAAUUUCCUUUCGUGUAAAAAGAUAAAUUUCCAAUCUUCUUUGUGAAGCCAGAAGAUCUGCCAAUACUGGGUCCUUAUUCCUAUACCUCUUCCUGCUGAUGGCUGGCUACAGCCAACAACAGCUACUCUUCUUAGUACAGGAGUGGAUAGAUGCUCUCUGGUUACCCAGCUCCCUCCCAGUUCGCUUCUCUCACCAUUUGAGAUGGUUGCUUCGAUCAAGCAUCAUCAGCGUUGGAAAGAAGCCACGGAAACUUGGAACAACACGGAAACUGGCCCAUUUGUGUAUCAAGCGAGGUGACCCCGGUUUAGGCCGCAGAGGUGGCAUUAAGGCGACAAGAAGUUGUCAGAUUUAGGGUCUACAGAAUUUUGAACCCAAUGGUAUUGGAGGGUGGGAUUAACUGGAGAAGAUUUAAAAAUAGUUCCAACUUAUUUAGCAAGAAAACAACACAACCAGUUUCGAACACUUUAAAAAAUAGACACAGAAUUAUUUAAAAGCUUUCCCUUGCUGUGCAAAUCGGGUGCCCUAGUACAGAUAUCAUAUUUCUGGGAAUGCUGACCCUUUGGGGAAUUAGGAGGGAAAGAGGAGCCAGACGGCCCGAUUAUUACGGCGUUAGUCUGUGGACAGGCUGUGCACCUCCACGCCUCCACUUGCACCCAAGACACUCCCUGCUUCCAGAUGUGGGGCGGUGUCCCUUAGACAGCUGGGAUUGUAUCCUGAGAAAUGGACGAUCUCUCCUGAGCUCCGGGUUAGCACGGUCUCCUUCUGCAGAGCAUUUUUCCUUCGGGCGCCACGGUCUGGCUGCAUCUAGCAAGCUGUAUGAUAGUUAGGAUUUAUAUCGCACGUCAACGUAAGAGGCGAAGUUGUAGCUGAAGACACCUUUCAACGCUUUCUAUAGGCGAGAGCGGUCCCCCGUUGUCCACGGCGAGGACAACUGUUUGGUUAGAAGGCGGGUCAGUUCCGUGGGUGCAGCGCCUGGAGCCCAGUGCCACGCUCAGGCCGGUCGUGCACCGACAGGGACUUGAAAGAAGCGUAUGGCACCUGUAAAGUUAAAUGUCACUCCUUGUCGCCACUUGGACCUUCUGCUUGAGACCUGCAUGUGACUUUCCAUCUGUGAUCUUGGCUUCUCAUAUCUACUGACUUUGAUUACAGAAAAGUCUCUGAAGAUUCAUAUCAAAUGACGUCAAUGGCCAGCUUGUUUUCUUUCACUAGUCCAGCCGUGAAGCGAUUGUUGGGCUGGAAACAAGGUGAUGAGGAAGAAAAAUGGGCAGAAAAGGCAGUCGAUGCUUUAGUGAAAAAGCUGAAGAAGAAGAAGGGCGCCAUGGAGGAGUUGGAGAAAGCCUUGAGUAGCCCAGGACAGCCAAGCAAAUGUGUCACUAUCCCCAGGUCCUUGGAUGGACGCCUGCAAGUUUCUCACAGAAAAGGCUUACCCCAUGUCAUAUAUUGCCGUGUUUGGCGCUGGCCAGAUUUGCAGAGUCAUCAUGAGCUAAAGCCAUUGGAUAUUUGUGAAUUUCCUUUUGGAUCUAAGCAAAAGGAAGUCUGUAUCAAUCCAUACCACUAUAAGAGAGUGGAAAGUCCAGUCUUACCUCCAGUGUUAGUGCCUCGCCACAAUGAAUUCAAUCCGCAGCAUAGCCUUCUGGUUCAGUUUAGGAACCUGAGCCACAAUGAACCGCACAUGCCACACAACGCCACGUUUCCGGAUUCCUUCCAGCAGCCCAACAGCACCCCUUUCCCCUUGUCUCCUAACAGCCCCUACCCCCCUUCCCCCGCCAGCAGCACAUACCCCAGCUCCCCAGCAAGCUCUGCACCAGGAAGCCCAUUUCAGCUCCCAGCGGAUACACCUCCUCCUGCCUAUAUGCCCCCCGAGGAUCAGAUGGGACAGGAUAACUCCCAGCCCAUGGACACAAGCAGUGCCGUCAUCCCUCAGAUCAUGCCCAGCAUAUCCAGCAGAGAUGUUCAGCCUGUUGCCUAUGAAGAGCCCAAACACUGGUGUUCAAUUGUCUACUAUGAACUGAACAACCGUGUAGGGGAAGCUUUCCAUGCAUCUUCUACUAGUGUGUUAGUAGAUGGAUUCACAGACCCUUCGAAUAACAAAAGUCGGUUCUGCUUGGGAUUGCUGUCAAAUGUGAACCGUAAUUCAACCAUUGAAAACACUAGGCGGCAUAUUGGAAAAGGUGUUCAUCUGUACUACGUUGGUGGGGAGGUGUAUGCCGAGUGUCUUAGUGACAGCAGCAUCUUUGUUCAGAGUAGAAAUUGCAACUUCCACCAUGGCUUCCACCCCACCACUGUCUGUAAGAUUCCCAGCAGCUGCAGCCUCAAGAUUUUUAACAAUCAGGAAUUUGCCCAGCUUCUGGCUCAGUCUGUCAACCAUGGGUUUGAGGCUGUGUAUGAGCUCACCAAGAUGUGCACCAUUCGAAUGAGUUUUGUCAAGGGCUGGGGAGCAGAGUACCAUCGCCAGGAUGUUACUAGCACUCCAUGCUGGAUUGAGAUUCACCUCCAUGGGCCUCUUCAGUGGCUGGAUAAAGUCCUUACUCAGAUGGGCUCUCCUCUGAACCCCAUUUCUUCUGUUUCAUAGUGCAGAAGUAUUCUUUUCAACUAUAUUUUUACUGGACUUGUUUUAAUUUUAGAAGAAUUUCCAGUACAGAUGCUGUGAGCUGACAUGGAAAAACAGAUAUUAUUGCUUAUUUUUUCUACAUAAUUGUGACCAACACAUUUGUAUUUUGUGAUGAAUUUACAUUUGUUUGUAUUCAUGUUCAUUGUAACUUUCAAAAGUAUUGUAAACAAUGUAGAGUAUUUUGCCCCCAUUGAGAAGUUUGGCAUUGAUGUUAAACUGGAACAUACUUUUGUUUAUUGUCCCAACUGUUUUUUACAAGGCAGUGCACCACAUAAUGAAGAUUUUCCUGGAAGAGGGCAUGGCAUGUGGAAAGUCCUAGGUGAUGAGUUUCUAGUCAGGUCUUUGUCCUGCCACCUUUGAAAAAGCAUAGUACAUUGUUUUGCAAAGACAUGGUAGGAGCUUAAAGGAAACUAUUGAAUCUAUUUGAAGGAUACUGUGCACUCCUGAUGUGUUUGGUGAAAGCAAGGUGGUGGAUCUCUAGAUGUCAUAAUUGACAUUUAGUGGAGCUGGUGUUUGUCAGUGUAAUGUGACUCUGUGCUAUAUAUCGUUUGUAAAACAUUUCCUUUAAAAUGCCUAGUAUCUGUCAUUUACUCAAGUUUGUCAUAAGUUUUAUUGAACAGUUCAGUGUGUACAUGGCCUUGUUCAGCUGUGUUUGCUGCUUUGGGCCAGUGUUUCAAGAACUCUAAUUUUAAUGUGCAUUAACCUUUUCAUUUUGCACUUUUAUGGGUGACAGUUUUAGUGUGACCUGCGCUAGAACAGUCAGGUGACCUGAUCUUAGCUCUUCCCUUUACUUCCUUGGCACUCCUUUGUAUCAGCACUGCCAUUUAGAGAUUCCAGUUGUGCGAUGUGAUGCUUUCCCUAGCUUUUAUCUUUUAAUCCAAUGUAUGAAGUUGUUAUUCUAUAGCUCCAACUAAGGUGCCUGUUAAUUCCAUACAGUUUUAUGGGUGUUAUUAAUGUUGAAAGAUCAUAUACUUAAUCCUAUUGCUCUUACACCAGACUUUCCAUACACGAACCUAUGCAGUGUGGCCAUCAGGCUCUUUGAGUGGGUCCUGAGGAUGAGACUCCUGGUGUGCUGGUGACCGAGUCAUCAGUGGGGGUUGGGAUAGCGCAUUUGUAACGUCAUGUAACAAAGCAUGUAGACUUGUCUCUCUCAGCAUCAAUGCUUUGCCUUUUUCUUUUAUUCUUUUAGAGCUUACCUUGAUGCUAGUCUCCCAGAACACCAUCUUGGAUGUCAAUGCUCUAAGACACCCAUUUAGUUCACUGUGCCUUUGGCCUUAGGGAACAAUCAGAAGGACAGUUUUGGCCUGAGAAUGAAGACACUACUUUGAUAAAGAAAAAAAAAUGACCUAAUUUCCCUAUCAGAACGAGAAGCUUGAUUUCCUGGUGCCACUUUAUUCUGCUGCUGAAAAUGUUAUUUUGGUUUGACUUUUUAUAAUGCCCUUCCUGCCGUUAUGGGGAAAACAGCUUUUUGGGGGGUGGGGGUGGGGGAGGCAUGAGUCCCCUUGUUUUCUGUGUCAUUAUUUAUUGCCUUUCAGAGUGUAGCCAUUGGGUGGCUUCAUUCCUUCCAAGAAGUGCUUUGCUGGGCCUUCAGUAGCUUGAGCCUUCAUGGCGCAGUCUUUAGAGCAAGUUUGCAGGUUUCAAGUUGAAUGCCAGGUACCCGUCAAGUGAGCUCUGCUGAAGUCUGGAAACAAGUGCCUUGCUAGUUCCUUUGUUCAACAGUGAGUUGGUUAUGUUGUUUGUCCACAGUCAUGUCACAGCCCUCCGGUUGCAGGGUUCUGUGUGAAUGGUAGGACUGAAGCUCUUAGCUGUCCAGAGUUUCAUGGAGAAGUCCAAACCUAUUUCCUAAAAGUUGUCAACAUCACAUCUGUGUCUGUAAAUGAAAAGUGCAGUCUGUCUGCCUGCUCCUGUAAUGUCUAAGGACAUACUUACGUCUGUGGGUAGGAAAAAAAGUGCGCAAAGCAAGUGCAGAACUCUGGCCUGCAAGAAGCCGUUCAGAAGGGUGUGGCUGCUUGGCAUUUGUGAGGAAUGCUUGUCCUCAGACCCAGAGCAGCAGCCUUACGUCUCUCUGUGAUGAGUCUCCUGCAGCCCGGACUGGCAUUGACCCUGCUAACUUGCUGAAGGUGGCCUUGAGCUUCUGGUCCUUCUGUGUCUACCUCUCAAAUGCUGGGAUGACAGAUGGCCACUUUUGUACCCGUCUCUGUGGUGUUGAGGAUCAGACUCAGGACUUUAUGCAUGCUAGGCGAGUGCUCUACCAACUGAGUGACAUCUCGAGUUCAGUGGCCACAUUUUUAGUGUGCAAAAUAUAUUAAUAUAUGCCAGAUAAAAUGACAGAUUUGCAAACAAUGGAAAUUGCCAUCAGUUUGGUGAAUUCUACAAAUAGUAGAAUCAAAACUCAGUCAUGGAAUACAGCAACAAGAUGCAUGUAGGAAAAGCAUGGCCUGAGGAGGCCGUUUGACUUGUCCGUCUGCAGGAUUAGCAUGACGGCCUGGUUGUUGUUACCAAACUAAACUGAGGAGACCAUUUGACUGGUUCAUCUGCAGGGUAGCAUGAUGGCCUGGUUGUUGUUACCAAACUAAACUUACGGCCUCUAAGUAGUAGGCAUGCUGUUGGCCAUCCAGAAUGACUACUCUGCUUUAGAGAAAGCUGUAGGAAGAAGUCAGUUUUAAAAUCACAAACAAAUAGAACAGAAUAGGAAUCUUUUUCUGUGUUGUUUCAUGGUUGCUUGUAUAUAAAAAGUGGUCGUGGAAGUAUCUGGAUUGCCAGCGUGAGACCAGUAUUAAGAUUGCUAAAUACACACUUGAGCCAGCUACACUAAUAAUGCAGGUAGGGAAUGUGCCGGUGUUAACGUGUGGACACCCUUGGGGGUGUAAGUGGCGGUGACAUUGCCAUACGAGAUGUACUGUCGAAGUGAACACUGGGACUGCCAGUGACACCUCAUGAAACCGAGUCGGGGGUGUGAUGUGCCCGUGUUGCCGAGAGCACCGCGGUGGCGCAGGCCCGGUCCUCGUGCCUUUCCUAGCCAUUUCCCUGGAGCACUUGGAUCGUCUUCCUUUUCUCACUUCAAGUUUUGUCUCCUUUUGAUACCUGAAGAUGAAAUAUUCUUAAAAAUUACUGGUUUUUAAAGAUUUAUUUCCUUGGGUUUUUGUUGUUUUGAGACAUAGUUUCUCUAUAUAGCCCUGGCUAACAUGGAAAUUACUGUGUAGGCUAACCUCAAACUUGAAGUAAUUCUCUUGCCUCUGCAGUUCUGGGGUUACAGGCACAUGGCUCGGUACAGUGACCUCUGAUGGUUUUUAGAGUUCAGCCUCAGGUGAUGGUGCGCAUUUAGACCUAUUAUCUUUAAAGUGCUCUGAACCCCUUCUUUGUCUACCAGGUAAAUCCUUUGCUGUGUGGGGUCUUAGUAAAAAUGUAUGUUCUCAGUAUCACACAGCUAAAUAACCAGGCAGCUUUUAAUGUAGGUGACUUGUGGUUUUAGAAGCGUUUCUUGAUCUUAGGGGAGGGGAUUUUCCUAAGCGGUGGUUUGUAGGGACUCCGAUACUAAGGAGAAUAACCUCUUGAAGGUAAUCUCCGGUGCGUGGCUGUUUCCUCACAGUGGUAGGGGUUUCUCCUUUGGAAUGUGCCAGUUCUUAGAAGUUUUGUUUAAUAAGAUGCAUGUAUAGGAAGUGAGCAUUGAAGGCAUUUGUUCUACACUAACAGUUUUCUGUCUGCUGGACGGACACUUGAACAGUUCUGUAGACUGUUGGGCUGCAGUGAAGUGUGUGCUGAUAAUGGCCAGCAGUGGUUAGCAGUGGCCUCAGUGGUGGAGCACUUCCCUGGCAAGCUAAAGCCCUGUGUUUAGUCCCCAGCACUGCAUAAACCAAACCAAACAGCUCUUAGAUGCACCAGUACUGUAACUGAAGCGACUACCCACAACUGGAUGGUGUCAGAACCAAGGACAACAGUCUUAGCGACAUCCUAAAAAGUGAGAAUCCAUGUUAGAACACUUAGCCGGUGACGGUUGCUGCUCAAUGAUGACCUCGUCCCCUGCCAGGAUCCAGUGCUGGAGCAUUGGACCUCAGAAGAGGAGUUUGUGUCCUUGUCCAAGUGAAAAUCAGCAUAAACAGCUACCAUUUAAGGAUUUGUUUGAAGUGCUCUUCUUAAAAAUCCCCUAAUUUUCUGUGCAGAUGGGACACCUGCUGGCUCCCGCCCCGCUGUGGGUCCUGUUUGUUACUGUGAACUGGUGUUAGCCAUAACUGUGCCCCAGUUAGGCCAAAGAGUCGGUCCUAAGUUCUUUUGAAAGAAGGUUUUUUAGAGUCGGCUGUCCUCUUCUGAUGCCAUUGGCGGUGCUGCUGCUUUGGCAUUCUAUGGAGCUACAGUAUGGGGAUCGUAAGUAAUGAUUGUUGGGCCGUGGCACUUUAGUAUGCCUGGUUAAAGUUGCAAUCUGAGUUCACUUACUUAAAUUUGGGUAGGGAUAUAGUCAUGGAGAACGAAUAGCUGGUGUGUCCCUGCCUUUUCCAAGGAAGACCUCUCCCAUGUGGAUGGUGGAGAGCAAGAGCCGACAGCUGCACUGUGGUCUGCUUGCCUGCAUUGGGCCUGCUUCCCUUCAUGUCACAGGAGAUGAAACUAGCAGCAUGCUUCAACUCCGCUCCUUUUUGAUACUUACAAAAAUGUAUUAGGUUUUACUAUAUUGUGCUUCUCAAAGCCAUAACUAUUAAGCAAUUUGUUUUGCAUAUUGUUUGCUAAUACUUUAUUUUAAUAAACCUCAAAAUGUG